Messenger RNA from Equus quagga, 1818 nucleotides. It is a transcript of the gene PDGFA, whose product is annotated as platelet derived growth factor subunit A. Gene Ontology annotation, biological process: positive regulation of ERK1 and ERK2 cascade; positive regulation of cell migration; positive regulation of protein autophosphorylation. The transcript is spliced from 6 exons. Gene Ontology annotation, molecular function: growth factor activity; platelet-derived growth factor receptor binding. NCBI's taxonomy places the organism in Eukaryota, Metazoa, Chordata, Mammalia, Perissodactyla, Equidae. The record is from RefSeq and is a predicted model, not a curated record. Gene Ontology annotation, cellular component: membrane. Bases 539 to 1117 code for a protein of 192 amino acids.
GGGGGGCCGUCCGCAGCCCGCAGCCCGCGGGGAGAGCGCGAGCCCGCGCCCGGGGCCCGGCCGGGCGUCCAGACAGGUGAUGGGUGGUGCGGCAGCGGCGGCUGCAGCCUCGCUCCGGGGUCCCUCUCGGGGCUGAUGCCCGCAGAUUCGCGGAAUUGCCGGCCGGGUUGCUCCUAAAGCCAGCGCCGGGGAGCGAGCGCGGCGGCGGCCAGCACCGGGAACGCACCACGGAAGAGGCCCAGCCCCCGCCCUCCGCCCCUUCCGUCCCCACCCCCUACCCGGCGGCCCAGGAGGCUCCCGGCGCGGCGGGCGCGGCGAGCGCGCACUCCCUGCUCCUCCUCCUCGCUGGCGCUGCCUGCCUCUCCGCGCUCGCUGCUCGCGCCGGGCGCGCUCCGCCGGCUCCCUGCUCUCCGCGCCACCCUCCUCCGGGCCGCGCUCCCUGAGGGAUGGUACUGAAUUUCGCCGCCACAGGAGUCCGGCUGGAGCGCCCGCCCCGCGGCCUCGCCUCCCCGCCGAGCCGCCAGCGCCUCGGGACGCGAUGAGGACCUGGGCAUGCCUCCUGCUUCUCGGCUGCGGAUAUCUCGCCCAUGCCCUCGCCGAGGAAGCCGAGAUCCCCCGCGAGCUGAUUGAGAGGCUGGCGCGCAGUCAGAUCCACAGCAUCCGGGACCUCCAGCGACUCCUGGAGAUAGACUCCGUAGGGCCCGAGGAUGCCCUGGACACCAGCCUGAGAGCCCACGGGGGCCACGCCACCAAGCAUGCGGCCGAGAAGCGGCCUGUGCCCAUCCGGAGGAAAAGGAGCAUCGAGGAGGCCAUCCCCGCUGUCUGUAAGACCCGCACGGUCAUUUACGAGAUACCUCGGAGCCAGGUGGACCCCACGUCCGCCAACUUCCUGAUCUGGCCGCCGUGCGUGGAGGUCAAGCGCUGCACGGGCUGCUGCAACACCAGCAGCGUCAAGUGCCAGCCGACCCGCGUGCACCACCGCAGCGUCAAGGUGGCCAAGGUGGAGUACGUCAGGAAGAAGCCCAAGUUGAAGGAGGUGCAGGUGCGGCUGGAGGAGCACCUGGAGUGCGCGUGCACGGCCGCCGGCCCCCGCGAGGAGGAGACGGAUGUGAGGUGAGGACGAGCCAGCAGCCCUUCCCCGGGACACGGAUGUACGUGGCGUGUUACAUUCCUGAACUCUGUACGGUGCUUGUGGCCGGCGUGCGGUCUUUGUUCUCCUCCGUGAAACCCGUCCCCGUGCGCACCCUGGAGAACAAAGAGACGGCCCACGCGUGUUUCCUGUGACGUCAAGGCGAGAUCGUCGCCCUCGGCGACGGGAUGUGGGGAAGCUCCCUCGUCCAAACAAAGAGCGAGAGAGUGAGCGAGUGAGCGCACGCGGACUGACUCCCAGAACGUCUGAACGGUCGCCGGAGUGGGGGACGCCCCGGGGACUGGACGUCUGUCCAGGGCGGCCACAGGUGCUCAAGCCGAGGACACGGGGCCCGCUUUCGGGACGACCCCGGACGGACGCCGACGGGCCCGUGGGCGCCGGGAGUGUCUCAGAUCCGCGUCUCCUCGCGGUGGUGUUACGUCUGCACGAAACCCUCCCCAGAGCCUUAAGUGGGUUUUUUUUUUACACCAUAAAGUGAUUAUUAAGCUUUUCCUUUUUACUCUCUGCCUAGCUUUCUUUUUUUUCUUUUUUCUUUUUUUUAAUCCUCUCCUGGAUGGCGUUUACGCCGGUGACACCAGGCUGCUGUGACGGUCAGGACGGUGGGACGGUCUCUCCCAAGUGGGACGCGAGCGAGCGAGCUGUAUUAAAUAAACGCGGUGUAUACCCUC